Messenger RNA from Aspergillus aculeatus ATCC 16872, 2568 nucleotides. RefSeq names its product putative MFS monosaccharide transporter. The transcript is spliced from 5 exons. Bases 1 to 2568 code for a protein of 855 amino acids. Gene Ontology annotation, biological process: transmembrane transport. NCBI's taxonomy places the organism in Eukaryota, Fungi, Ascomycota, Eurotiomycetes, Eurotiales, Aspergillaceae. Gene Ontology annotation, molecular function: transmembrane transporter activity. The record is from RefSeq and is a predicted model, not a curated record.
AUGGAAGACCAACGACCGACUGUUUUAACCGUCUCAAUUGUCUUUUUUAUUGUCGCCACGGUUUUUGUUGCCUUGCGCUUCGUCUCUCGUCUUUUUAUAGUUCGCAAAAUUGCCCUGCAUGACUAUUUUAUGCUUCUGGCCUGGUUCCUUGAUUUCGGCUUCUCCUUCUCCCUCUUCUAUGCUACCCACCAGGGCCUCGGACUUCACGAUGUCAAUAUUCGCCCCGAGCAACGGCCCGGCCUCAAUCGCGCCGAUUACGCCUUUACCGUCCUUUACAACCCUACCUUGAUGGCCAUCAAAACUUCCAUCCUUGUUUUCUACCUGACCCUUACACAAGGCGAAAAGAUCUUCCGCUGGGCCACCUACGUCACCCUCUUCGUCGUCAAUGCCGCUGGCCUGGCCCUCACCCUUGUCAACGUCUUCCAGUGUCGUCCAGUCAGUGCUGCUGUCGCAUACCCCUUGCCCGACGGCGCCAAGUGCAUUGACAUCCUCACCCUCUAUCUAUCCUCCUCCCCAGUCAACAUCAUUACCGACCUGGCCAUCCUCUGCCUACCGAAUCCCAUUCUCACGCGUAUGCGCCUGCCGCGCAAGCAGAAAAUCAUUAUUGUCAUCACAUUCAGUUUUGGAUUUUUUGUCGCCGUAGUUGAUGUCAUUCGGAUCGCUUACAUUCAAGAUGCUGCGACUUCCCGUCAGAUCGCCCUCAAAGAAGUUCACCUUCAGGGUACCCCCGGCGACGAUUUGAGCUGGUACGCGGCAUUCUCCUUCAUGUGGUCCGUCAUCGAAGUCAAUGUGUCCAUUAUAUGCGCCUGCGUUCCUAGCCUCAAGCCGCUCGUCGCCAGAUUGCUUCCCAAGCUCAUUCGCGACACCGACGAAAAUUAUCAGGCCUCUUCGCCUGGCACCCAACCGCUACAGGCGCUGGCGCCCAUUGCAGUCGGGGACUCCGUGCCUCGACCUGCCCCGUCAAAUGGAACCCCAAACCCCAAACCCACCCAGUCGGAGAGUCGGAGCAGUCAGGCUGGCAGCGACGCACGCGUCGAUCUGACGGAGUUUCUGGCCGCCCCGCGGCCCCAAUCAGGCGUGGAAGCGACCGACGUGGAGCAGCGCACGAACACAGUGACCAAUUCCUCCUAUCCGCCCAGUAUCACCUUCUUCGACUUCGUCAAUAUGAAACAGCCCGCGAACAUGCUCAAGCUGAGCAACAAGGAGUCCAUCACACCGAUCGCGUUUACCACUGUUUUGUUCUUCCUCUGGGGCUUUGCUUACGGAUUGCUCGACAUGCUGAAUGAGCAAUUCAAGAAAAUUCUACAUCUCGGUGUAUAUCGGUCAUACGGCUUGCACGCGACCUACUACGGUGGGUAUCUGUUGGGCCCACCGCUUGUGGGCCGUCCGGUGCUCAAACAUUGGGGCUUCAAGGCUUCAUUCAUAACGGGCCUCUGCAUCUACGCAUGCGGCUCCCUCAUCUUCUGGCCCUCCGCUGUGUUGACUUCUUAUUCAGCGUUCGCUGUGUCCAACUUUAUUGUCGGGUUCGGCUUGGCCGUGCUUGAGACAGCCGGCAACCCGUUCAUUGCUCUAUGCGGUCCGCUCGAAAACUCCGAGAUUCGUCUGAACAUCUCACAGGGUGUCCAGGCUGUUGGCAGUGUUGUUUCGCAGCUUCUGGCGAAAAAGGUUCUGUUUAAAAAGGUUACUGAUGUAUCCUCCUUGGUAGACGUCCAGUGGACCUACCUUGGCAUCGCUCUAUUCGACGUGAUCCUGGCACUCGUCUUCUACUACCUGCCUGUUCCGGAGGCUUCCGAUGCUGAUUUGGAAGAGCUGGCAAAUCGUCGGCGAUCCGACAAUCGUGCUCGCGUGGCGGGGUUGCCGGUGGUUUGGGUCACACUGGGCCUGGGUAUAUGGUCCGUGUUCAUGUAUGUCGCGGGCCAAGAAGUCUUGUCCAUGAGCUUCGCGCGUUUUGUCGAGGAGGUCCAUCCAAACGCUUCCUUAAGCCCCUUCGAAUUCUUGACCAUUGGGCACACAGUCUUUGCAGUAGGGCGUUUUCUAGCCGCUCUUCUGCAAUGGUUUCUGAAGCCUCGCUGGAUUCUGCUGUUGUCCUACAUUGGCAUGAUUGUGUGCGCCGCGCUGUGCAUGCAUACCACCGGCCUCACGGCGGUGACAAUGGCGGAGCUUGUAUAUCUGUUCGAAAGCGGUGCCUUUAGUAUCAGUUUUGCCAUUGCUUUGCGGGGCACGGGACGGCAUACCAAGACAGCCGGCUGUUUGCUGACGAUGGCCAUCGGAGGGGGCGGUAUCUUCCCGUUUGCGCAGUACGCAGCGCAACUGGUAGGCGGCGUACCCUACUCGUAUAGCGUUCUCGUGGCGGUCUCCGCCGCGGGCGCCAUAUUCCCAAUAUACUUGAACCUCGUACCGGCAGCCAAGAAGCAGGUGGAUCCGGUGCCCAACGAACAUCUGCGACAUCCUCGCCGCCGUAGCCGCGGCGUGCCGCGUGCCAAGGACAAUCCGUCUGUGGGUGGAGUGCUGUCGCGACGGCGCAGUGUGCUCUUGGAUCCGCUACCGACCGUGCAACUGACGGAGUGA